Messenger RNA from Larimichthys crocea (large yellow croaker), 7175 nucleotides. Its product is annotated as ligand-dependent corepressor. The transcript is spliced from 7 exons. The record is from RefSeq and is a predicted model, not a curated record. Gene Ontology annotation, cellular component: nucleus. Gene Ontology annotation, molecular function: DNA binding. Gene Ontology annotation, biological process: regulation of transcription by RNA polymerase II. Bases 31 to 1854 code for a protein of 607 amino acids. Lineage: Eukaryota; Metazoa; Chordata; Actinopteri; Sciaenidae.
CUGCUGGUGCCCGCCAGACAACGAUAGAAAAUGGCGAGUCAGUGUAAAAGGCAGCAAUGCACAAUCGACAGGCACGGCUUUCGGCAGGAACUUGACUCGUGGCGACACAAACUCAUUCACUGUGUAGGUGUUGAGAGCAUUCUCGAAGGUCUCUUUGGUCCAGAGCUGGUAGAAGACCUAAAAUUAUUUAAGGACCUUGAGCCUACAACAGUGUCUGACUGGUCAUUCGAUGAAAACUGUCUAUUCUGCUGUUUGAGACGAGACAAAGUAAAGGAACACUUAAUUGGCUUAAGCAGUGAGGGGCUUGAAGAUACACCCAAACCUCUCCUGGUUAAAGAUCAGACCACAAUCAGCAGACUAGAGAAACAAGCCGAGGAAUUUCUCAAUGCAGUCCUCUGCAGAAAAGAUGUGCCAAAUUUCUCGGACCCACACAUUCCAGUAGUGGCUCGAGAGAUCCUUCAGAGAAUGAUCCGACAGUUUGCUGCCGAAUAUACCUCAAAAACCAGCUCCCCUCAGGACAGUUGCUCAGAUUCCCAGCCUCACUCUGACCAAAGCCUGCCGACCACACCCUUGCUCUCAGGGGCUCCUCCUUCUACUAGCCCCGCCACCACCGUGGCUGGGCCUGCACACAACCAGAACCCCGUCCUCAGCAAGCUCCUCAUGGCUGACCAGGAUGCUCCUCUUGACCUCACCAUCAAGAAGCCCCUGGCUGUGCCUAGUGAUCAAGAUGGAGUUCUUGACUUAUCUAUCAAAAAGAAUCGCUACAGCAGCAGCAGCCUGCCUGUCCGUAGUCCCUGCCUUUCUCCAGCCACAUCCACGCUCAAAGGGCGAUCCUUGAGAGCGGACGGACAAGUCGGGCUGUUUAUGAAGAGCCUACAGGAUGGGAGGAGGAGGGAGAAUAUCGGCCACUCCACCCGUUAUAAGCCUUCCUCGUCUCUUGCAUACUCGCUGCACAUCAAAGAGGAGGCCGAUCUGGAGAGCGACCCAGAGUCACCUCUCAGCCAUAACCACAGCUCCAGACCCACUGACCUUUUCAGAAAUGGAUCUGCUUCCUGGAAUUCCAAAACUCAUUUUGGGGCCCUCCUCAAACUCAAAACCAACAGUGAGGCUAGUGAGCGCCUUAAAGACAUACCCAGGUUGUUGGAAGCCGCGGGACUUUUGACAAAGUCACUUGCUUAUGAGAGAGGAAACCUCCAGGAGGCUUGCAGGGAGAACAGCCUCUCUCUUUCUCAGUCAGCAUCUUUUGACCUCAAGAUUCCCCAGGUGCGGGUUUUAGCUACAGGAACAGACCCGUCUGGGGAUUCCAUGUCCGAGUAUUCAGGUUCGCUUUGUGAGAACGGUCUGGGAAAAACGCUCCGUUCCAUGUUGCCCAGACAGAUCCAGAAAAAGAGCAGCGGUGUUUUUAGUAGCUCAGGUUCGGAGAAGGAAUACUGGCCUUAUGACACUGACCGCCAAGCCUUGGGAGGAAACUAUCCUCUGGAUUCAGAGUCAGACCUAGGUAACAAGCAGCCAAGGAAGAAACGCGGGCGAUAUCGGCAAUACAACACCGAUCUGCUCGAGGAGGCUAUUGUGGUGGUGAUGGGCGGGAAAAUGAGCGUAUCUAAAGCCCAAACGAUCUACGGCAUUCCACACAGCACUCUGGAAUACAAAGUUAAAGAGCGAUUGGGGACCUUGAAACAUCCCCCCAAAAAGAAACUGAAGCUGAUAAGCCAGGUUGAGGAACAGGAUGUUUCACGGUCCCCUGAGAGGAAAGAAUCUCAAAACUCUCAGCACAUUGUUUGUGAGAAAAGGGAGAGUGCAUCUGAAGAGACUGGGAAUGAUUUCCAUGAUAUGAGCCUCUCAUCAAAUGAGUGAUAUAGUGAUAGAGUACUAAUGAUGUACUUUUUGACCAGACAGAUGUUGCAUUUGCCAGACAGUGGCUGUAGCUGACUUGUUUUUCCAUAAACAUUAACGUAACAUUUAAAUUGAAAUACCCAUAUUUAUUAUUAACUUAUGGCCAUCUAUCUUAAACACUCCCAAGUGUCUCCCUGCCCUACAUAUUGUGCCUGGAAGGCAUACUUAUUAUUUGUCAAGAAUUUUAAUAUACUCCCAGUUAUAUUGUUAAUUAAUUUAGUCUAUUUAUUUAGGUUAUGUUUUAAAAUAUAUAUAGAUAUAAUUCUUUGCUCUAUAAAUAUAUUCUUUACACACAGAGCCAAACUGAAUCCUGAAAGUAAGUGGCGCCCCUCAGUGUCCUCUCUCAGUACUGUUCAGAGCACUUGGUCAUAUAGUUGAUUCUCCUGCGUGCAUGUAUAUAAACCCUCCGAGUAUAGGUGAAAGCAUAUUCCUCAUUGUAGAGAGUUUAUGGAUGACGGCGAAAGUCUCUGUCACUGUUUUACAAAUGCACUUCUAUAACUAAAAGUAUGUCCAACCACUAUUAUAUUUAAUAUAUGUAUUAAUUCCAAACACUAUUAUCCAAAAUGUUUAUUUAUUAUUCUAGUCUGUUGGAAUAGCAUGGUUUGUUGUUCCUUUCUUGAAUCCAAAUUAAGCUAAUCUUCACAAGCAUGACAGGUUUUUGACACCUAUGUUUUUCUGUGCUAUAUGAAUGGUAUUAGUUGUUUAGUUGCUUUUUUUUUUUAUUGCCUUCACUGCACUCAGGAUAAAUUCAGAUUGGGAUGCAGUACUUGUCAGUCAGAAGAUAAUUGCUUACUGUACACACACAAGUAUACCUCAGCUACAGUUUUGCUUAACUAAAUGUUAAUUGCCUCAUAUGUCACCUCUAACGGGAAUGAAUAGCAUACCCAAAUACUCAUUUUUGAGGUAAUAUUUCAGGAUGUCUUACUGACAAGUAUGCGUUUCCUACUCUCACAACCUUCCUUAACCAGUCAUCAGUAGCAUUACAGUACCAGUGUAAGCCUUCACAGCAUUUCAGUUCUGUGUGAUUUUAGGGCUCGUCUUUCAGAUUUCAGGUAUUAUCUCUGGGAUGCUUUUCUCUAAGACCGUGAGAAUAGCAGAAUUUUUCUUUGAUCUAUAAAACAAUGCAAAACUAUUAUUAGUAUUUCCGUACAGAAGUAUGACUUAUGCAUACACAUCUCACCUGCCCAUGGCACAUGUUAAAGAAUUGUCUCUUCAGGUCAAUUUACAAUACUUGCCUGGUUUGUGGGGAUGAUACUCAGUUGUAGUGACCUCAAUAUUUACAGUCACAGACAGUACACUAAUCCUAACUCUAAAAUACACUCAUUUUUUAAAAUUUUUACUUAAGGCGGACAAGAAAAUCCGUCCUGUUCAUGUGCAUCUAAAUAAAAUCUAGAUGCUGUAGCUAUUGUCAUUUUUAGAAGCUCCAUUAAAGUCAUUACUUUAUAGAGGAAAAACUGACUUUUUUUAAGCAGUAUUAACAGAUAGCGCAACAAAACGGUUGACUGUCCUAGGUUUAUAUUUGCUAGCCAGCCAAGUUAGCUAACUUGUUAGCUACUGUUACAAUCAUGCCUCAAUCCACACCCAUCUAUUUCUAGAGUUACUAAGGCAAAAAUUCAGUGAAAAUUAAUUUCUCAUCCCCGUGGAGGAAUAGAGAGGAGUGAUAAAUAUAAAUAUUGAACAUAAAAUAUUGUCUCAGGCUGCUGGCUACAUUUAAUUGGAAAGCCCACUGAGAUUUAAUGAACUUGUAUUGGUUUGAUUGUGAUUACCUUUUUUUUUGUACAGUUACAGACAUACUGCAAUUAUUUUAAGUAACUGUGUGAAUCAGUUUGCGGUUCACAUGGAUUUGUAGCUAAGGCACAUGAGCUUGUGGGUUGACACUUUCCCUUUCUUCCACCAGAUAUUUCUGUGUUAAGUGGCUAUACCAAAGGUCAUUUAGAUGCCAUUUACUACCUACUAACAGAAGCCAUUUUCAUUGAAUUUUUGCCUGGUGGACUUGGCAGAGGAACUCCAUGAUUUUGAUUCUGCACAGUCCAUUAUUUUGCUCUAUCAGGACACCUCAUUGUGCAUUACCACUUAUACCUCAGGACAUUCCAGAAUAUGGGAUCAUGGCCCAUUAUUCUUUUAUCAGGUUGAUUAAACAGCUCUAGCAAAUCUUGGUCAUUUUAUUUAGCAAAUAUUUCAGCCUUUUGUAUGUUACAAUGUUGCUUAGGUUAUCUAGUGAAAUGCUUGCAGUUAAGGAAUUAGUCAUAUUACAUAACAUUCUAAACAUUUAAAUAAGGGUUAUUCAGAAAUAAAAUGUAGUUCAGGGACUUGCACACUUGUAUGUUAAUAACACUGUACCAAUAGUAUAACUUUGUUAGAUGGUAAAUUUACUAACUUGUUGAGCUUCUCUUAUUCUCUCGCCUUUUCAUGAUCUAAAUAGGUAUUCUUUAGUUGAUUGUUUAUUCUUUUUUUAAUAGGUUUGCAUUUCCUCUCACUUUAAGGUAAAGACCUUCAUUAUUAGUAACUGAUUUAACCACUCUGAAUUCUCGUCAUUCAUUUGCUGUCAUUAAUUUAAGUAUUCGUGCAUUGACAAUCAUCCAGCAUUACUCAGAAGUCACAUUUGAUUCAUUUUCUCAUUCAAAGUGUUUUAAUGCAUUUUAAGUAAUAUAUUAAAUACACACAGCGUAAGCGCUUUGAGUUGAUAGGUAAACAUGUUUCUACUGUCAUUAUCUGUAGCAAAUCCAAUGGUCAACUACCUCAUCUUGAAAACCCAUAUCACUACUGUUCUCUUAGCUGUUCUGUGUAGCAGUUUCCAUGUACACAACACAGUUUAUUGUAAAGUUCUUUGAAAGGCUUUCUACUGUCUUAAUCGCCUUUACGCAAAGUCCACAGGUAAACAUUUUAGUGUAUCUUUGUAGUUGAUUGCACCAUGAUCUACGUAAUUUUUUUCUUUUUGUGUUGGGGAUGGAGCGCAGUGUAGGGGGCUUAUUGUUUGGACAGUUGUGACAAAAGCAUUUUUGAUGAUUUCCUACUUCAGAGAAAUCUUUUUAUUCCCAAAUUGAUGAUUCUUUUGUUAUGCUGUAUUUAUUAAUCAAUAUUUAUUAAUUAAUGGUUUUAUCAUCACUUAAGUAACCCAUGAAUGUAAAUGGAUUUAAUGAAACAAAAAAAAGAAACUCACGUAUGUGUUCUAGAAAUAAGUAAAUAAUGCUUAAAAAGUAUAUUUAACUGUCUUACAUGAUAGAUGUGAAGGGAAAACAUUUAAUAUUGUCCCACUUCGUUCUGACAUAAGUUGGAUAUUAUUUGCUUGGUAAAUAUAAUGUAUGAGGAUAAAGAUCUUUCUACAAAUGACUUGAGAAUAUCCAUGUCCAUAAAUAAUUAUAUGAAGAUUUUGUAUAUUUAAAAUGUACAAAGGAAUGGCACUGGGUAUAUUUCGCAUGGUUGGACUAAAUCAUAUGUGUCAGUGGGAAGUUAGUUGUAUAUGGUGAUGUUUAUCUUUGAGGAUGUUCUAUUGAAAAUACUGGAGUGUUGUUGUGUUUACUGUCAACAAUAUAUCAUGUAGAGGUGUGAACCAGUUCAAAAUCUGCUUAAUGGUUCACUGAAGAUGUAUGAUGAAAUCCCCCAUACAGUAGUUUGUAAUUGCCAGAUUAUUUAUAUCCCUAAUGUCCAAUAUAUGAACAUUGCAGAUGGAUUAACGCAUUCUUGUUUGUGUGCUUAUGAAAUAUUGUGGAAUUGAGUUGUGAUUUGGUUUGCUUCUGCUUGUGAGAUUGAUUAUUCUGGAAGAAAAAGGCAUGUGCUUUGUGUCAGUUCCUUACUGCAAUGCUAAGUGAAACAGAGAGUGAAACCCUCAGGGAUCAAACACUUACCACUCAUUAUUCAGGUACUCCAACUCCACUAUAUCCCCUAGAUCUUGCAAGCAGGGAAGUGAGUUAAUGAGCUUAGCAAAAAAUGAAGAGAAAAAAAAGGGUCAGGUUCCAGUUGCAGCAAAUGUUAUUUUUCUCUAAAAUGUAUUUUUGAAUCUCUAAAAGUUACAUUUGAGAUAUUUUGGCAUGCUGUACAAAUCUUUUUGUGUUUGGAACCAAAAAAACCUUAUUACAUGUUUUCAUCGUUUUUAUUAUUUUUAUACUUUGUUACACUAUGAAUGUCAAUGUAACCUUAGUGCAGGUAAGAUGUUGACCAAUGGGUAUUUAAUUAACAUAUUUCUUUCUAAAUUGAGUGCCUCAAACAGCACAUAUUUAAUUUAACGAAAAUAAAACUGCUUAAUGUAAACGACAUGUCUGAAGAUUUCAGCAAAAGUCCUAAGACUCCUCACUUACUGUACAUGCAUUAUGGCAUUCAUAAUUCCCACUACAAAGGUUUUGUUGUAACUGUUGUGAUUCAAACCUGAAAACCGUUUUUUUUUUUUUUUUUUUUACAAUUCUGUUCUUUCGUCAAUACACUAACACGGUUUUACAUUAAUGUAAAUAUCUGUUUUUAAAAUCUGCAUUCAAGUUACCUACUUGAUAAAUGUUCCACCAUGUUUGCUAUAGCUGAGACGUGGCAACAUAUGAAAACCUACAGAUUUCAGCUUUACUAUGUCACAACGAAACUGUUAGUAGCAUGACAUUUGGCAAUUGAAUAUUUUUCAUUACACAACAUAGACUUGUGAUAUGUCACCUCAGGAAUCCAGAUGUUUCAUUUGUCUGUUCAUUUUCACAGUGUAGGUUUUUUUGUUUGUUUGUUUUUUACAAACAAACCUUUCAGAAUUAUUAGAUAAAUCUAUUUUUGGCAUAAUGUGAUGGUAUAAAUGCUCCAAAGGUGUUGGAAGAUUUUGUAAUGGAUGUACCUCACUGACGAAACUUAAGUCAACUUAAGCCCUACUUGACUGAUUAAUUUAGAUUUGCAUUGGCAAAAACAACCUCACAGAUAUUGGACAAAAUAAUUUUGCAUAUAUUCAGUCACGCUUGAUUUUUCUUUUACUAGUUAAUUUGUUUUUUUGAGCACUUGUAUCCGUAUGUCACCCUUUGCACUAAUCAUGAAAUACAUGAAAACUUGACAAAAAUGAUGUACUCUAUAUUUCCCCCUAAGAUAUUUGCUCUUUUAAGCGAUAAACAUGUUUGACUUGUUUUAAUCAAAGUGGGCCACCAUUGCUAAAUGUAUUGUGCAUGUGUGAAAUUUUGUUGAUGUAUACUGUAACAAAAAGCACCACUGUGCAAAGAAGAAAAAUGUAAUAACUGUAACAAUAUAAUUGGUCGAGUUCACUGGAUGAAGGUUCACUUUUAAAAUCACAUAUUCUUCUAAUAAAUAUGCAAUGAUAAACAUUG